AUGGAGCCGUCUUUGGUUCCAUCCUUGGUGGCGCAAUCAAUAAAUUACCAUGGUCAACAGUUACAAAAAUCUUGGGAAAAUGAGCGAGGCGAAGACGAUUUGGCCAAGAUUGGCGUUGGAAAUUUGGACUUCGCAGUUUUUCAGUCCCGGCAUAAACAACUCACGUUUCAAGACAGGGCAAAACGGUUGAAACUUCAUCAGUUUAUUGCUAAAGAAGCAAAUGCCCUCUUUGAUGCUUCUUUAUUGGAAGAAGCACCAUCGUCUUCUAACAUAGGGUUAGAAGCUACGACACCUGAAGAUAAUUUGUAUGCCUUAAUGCCACCGUUUGAAACAUUCCUGAAAGUUGAUAAGUCUGCAAGGCUGAGACAUUUUUUUGAUAAUGUGAAAACAGGAGAACUCAUAAUUGGUGCAGUAAUCAACAGAACAGCGUCUGGCAUGAUGCUGAAAGUGCUCUGCACUGCAGGCCCAACAUCAAGAUAUGUGGCUGAUAUCAAUGUAAAGGCAUUUUUACCAGUAUCCAAUAUUAUACCAGCUGUUGACAAGAAAAAUGUCUCAAGAAGCUACUUAAUGAAUGACACUGUCUGCUGUGAAGUGAUUGAAGUUAUUCCCGACACGGACAAAAUGGUCUGCGGCAUGAAGGGAGUUACUCGGGGCCCGGAUGAUCCACCACCAAAGCCUCCACUUGGCCUUCUCAGCACGGAUGACUUCCCAUUGAUCUACAAGAAAACCAUGGAAAUGAAGGGCGAAAGGUAUGAAGCAAUUUUAGAGAAGAGUCCCGGCUUCAAUAACCCUAACUGCGUACAGUAUCUGUCCAAUCUCCUGGGUAUCUCCAACAUGCAUUGCACUAACUUCAUGUCACUAAGAGGAGGCUUCCCAUCUACGGAAUUAGCGGAUGAAUUACGACAAGCACAAGCAAGUAAAUGGGCGUUCCGCUCAGUCGCAGAAGGUAUAGAACAUUUUAAAGCUGGACGUCACUCUGAAGCAUUCCAAUGCCUUAACAAAGCCUUAAGUAUCGAUCCGAGAAACGUUGAAGGAUUAGUAGCGAGAGGAGCCCUGUACGCUAACAGUGGAACAUUCAAGAAGGCCAUUGAGGACUUUGAAACCUCAUUAAAGUUGAAUCCGAAUCACGCAAACGCUAGAAAAUAUUUAGGAGAGACAUUAGUUGCUCUAGGAAGAAGCUAUGAAGACGAAAAUAAAAUCGCAGAAGCGCAGAAGGCUUACGAAGAUUGUUUAGCCAUCAUACCAUUCCACGAGGAAGCUCAGAACUCACUAGAUUUCUUGAAGAGCAAGACGUCCACAUCUAAGCCACUAAUAGAACCCACAGAACUGCUUCUACCUGGCCUAACAGGUGCAAAGUCGUUUGAAAUGAAAGAGACGUUGAAACAGUUGUUGAAUCUCACUGAGAAGAAGGAUAAGAAGAAGAAGAAGAAACGCGGUAAAGGAAAAAAGAAGCGAUCGAGUAGUUCAUCUUCGUCGUCGAGUGAUUCUAGCAGUUCUAGUGAUUCGUCGGAGUCGUCGUCGUCAUCCUCUGAUUCAAGUGAUUCCGAAGGUCCUAACCGCAAGAAGAAGCGUCGUUCUCAUUCCAACAACAAACGGCAACGUUCCUUAUCACCGCUAAGCAAGCGUAUGGCAAUGAUUGGUGAUGGGGACUCGGCGUCAAGGACCCACAAUUCGCAAUUUAACCAUCCCUAUGGGUAUCAGCAACCACCACCACCCACUGAAGAACCUCCACCGAUGAGAUCGCAAGCAGAUAUCGACCAUGAAUUAAAGGUGCGCAAAUUCUUAGAAAUGACCAAAGAAGACUCCGACUACGAGGAGAAAGUACGCAACUUCUUGGAGGAAGCAGCUCAAUAUAAGCGCAAUCGUAAGAUGCAAGAACUAGGCCAGCAGCCGCAGCCGUCUGCUGAUCAUGACAAGAAGAAGAAGAAAAAGAAGGACAAGAAAAAGAAGAAGGAGUCCAAGCGAAAACGGAAAGAACAAGAGAGAGAAGAAAAAAGGAAGUCGAAAUUGGCUCGUAUGGCCAGCAACUCUGAGUACAGUCUCCGCGACUUGGAGACAAUUGGCGACAAAAAGCUUAGAGAUGCUAUAAGGAAGGAAUUAAAAGGAAAAUCCAAACGCGAUUUAAGCUCAGAUGGGGAAUAUGACAGAAAACAUGAUAAGAGCCGUAUGUUGGAUGAUAUGCAUGGCUUAGAAGAAUUGGAGUGUAAGCUGAAUGCGUACCACUCUAUGGUGGAGAAGGAAGUGCUGGGCAAGCGGGACCGCUCAUCAAUCAGCCCGAUAGAUCAAGCUCCACCUCCCCCCCUUGAGAAACCAAAGUGGAAGAUGACUAUGGGUGCUGUUAAAGAACCUACUAAGAAGAAGGAAACUCCCACGCAGAAAGGGUAUAAAGAACGCUAUGCUUUUGAAGACAGCUCAGACGAUUCCCAAGAUCAAUCAAAGGCCUCUCCCGGUGAAAAGAGUGUGUCUGUACGGCGGGCAAUGGCUAUGAAGGAGCCACCGCCGCUGCCGAACGCACCACCACCGAAGAGCCGCGAACCAGACCCGCCAGGUGUUGACAUUCCACAUGUGUCCCACCAUCCACAUCACCCGCCGCCUGUUCGCAAAGGUCAAGUUGUGCUCGACAAGUUUGGUUCGUUCCGCCUCGCGAAAGAAGGAGAAACCCCGGUGUCUGUUGGGGAACAGCGCCCAGAGCAAUUCGUGACGAGGAUCAAACCGCCUUCACCGACAUCAAGGAGGCCGCGAUCGCCCCCCUCCCCGCACAGACGAAGUGUAUCCCGCUCUUCGGAUCGAUCUAAACGAUCACGAAGCAGAUCGCGCCCGCGCAAGUACCGGUCCCGCUCCGGGUCGCGUUCAAGAUCCGGGUCAACUGGAAGCGGAUCGAUGGGCUCCCGUCGUCGUCGAUCAGGCUCGCCCAGAUCUCGUUCCCGCUCUGAUGCAAGUCGGUCAUACUAUUCGCGUAGCCGUUCCCGUUCACGAUCCGUUUCGAGGGACAGGAUGAACCGUCGCUUCAACCGCCGUGGAAAUUGGCGCGGUCGCGGGGGUUACGAACGUGGUACGUACUACCGGCCACGUUUUAACGCGUACAAUGGCGGUGGACGUGGUCGAGGUCGUGGAGAUUUUCGUCGUGAUGACGGACGCCGUUUCAAUCCUGAGUGGCGGGACAACCGCUCCAGAGGUGGUCGGCCCUUCAGACCACGUAGAGGUGGUGGUGGCCGCGGUAGACCGUUCAGAGGUGGUUUCCGCGACUUCCGUGAUAGACGCGGAGGGAGGUAUUCACGCUCGCGCAGCCCUGACCGCACACGCCGCUCAAGGUCCUACAGCCCAGAAAGGAGAGACAAGGACAGGGAUAGCUAUUCUCGUUAUUCUGAACGUGACAGCCACCGCAGUGAAGGAGAGUAUGAGGAAGAGAGAUUCGUCGACAGGAAGGAGUAUGAUGGGAAAUGGGCAGACGAGCAUGCAACGGAACCGGAAAGAAACCACGCUGAGGAGCAGCCAGAACCUCCGCCGCCAAAGGAAUAG
Messenger RNA from Leptosia nina, 3519 nucleotides. NCBI's taxonomy places the organism in Eukaryota, Metazoa, Arthropoda, Insecta, Lepidoptera, Pieridae. The record is from the annotation of a GenBank genome assembly.